Messenger RNA from Sphaeroforma arctica JP610, 1067 nucleotides. RefSeq lists its product as hypothetical. The record is from RefSeq and is a predicted model, not a curated record. NCBI's taxonomy places the organism in Eukaryota, Ichthyosporea, Ichthyophonida. Bases 13 to 1008 code for a protein of 331 amino acids. The transcript is spliced from 2 exons.
UACAACUCAAUCAUGUUCACAAAACAAAUUAUAGUGGCUAGCGUCGGUCUGGCGAGUAUCGCCAUGGCUCAGCCUAUUACGAGUGAGUCGAUGAUGCCGUCUGAGUCCACGAUGCCGUCUGAGUCAAUGAUGGCCUCUGAUAUGGUCAGCGAAUCCGGUACAGCCGAACCAGAGUGUGCCGAUGAGAACACAGAGUAUUUAUGUACCACCAACGCUAUGUCCUGGGUUAAAGACAGACAGGGUAAUCACUUCAUGGACUCUAAAGUAAAGGAGGACUGGACCCUUAAAAUCCGAAAGAUGGGCGAGGCAGCCUUUGAGAUCAAGAAAGGUACCGGCGAACACAUUGCUUGCGUAAUUACUAAGUUCAGAUCAGAGGAAGGAACUAUCCGUGCCGUAUGUGCCGAUGGCGAGAACUCCACGACGCACCAGGUUGAGAUGGAUGAUGCGUGUAACCCCAUGGAGAUCAUGAUUGCUACUACUGAUCCCGAUGGUGAGAACGAGUUUAUCGGUGAGGAGGCACCCAGCGCCUCAUUCUCUACAUGCACUUUGAUCAUGCCAGAGGAAGUGAGUUCUAUGCCUCCGGCGGCAAGUGAGAGUGAGAUGGUGUCCGAGCCCGCAGAGGUACCCGAAGAAAUUCCGUCUGAAAUGCCCGCAGUGAGCGAGGAAGCACCUGCUGAGUCUGAGGAGGCUUCGGCCCCAGCUGAGAGUGCCGAGGCAAGUGCAGAUGAGAGUGUGCCUGCUGAGGCAGGAGAGAGUGCCCCUGCUGAGGCAGAAGACAGUGAGCCUGCUGAGGCAGAAGACAGUGAGGCUGCUGAGGCAGAAGAAAGUGCUCCUGUUGAGGCAGAAGAGAGUGAGCCUGCUGAGGCAGAAGAGAGUGCUCCUGUUGAGAGUGGCGAGUUGUCGGAAAAAGCUGAAGCCUCGGCGCCCGCUGUAGUUGAGGGUGUGAUUGGGGCGGCUCAAGAUGCUGUUGAUGCUGCACAAGAGGCUAUCGAAAACCUUGAGGUAUAGAUGUUUGGAUUAGUCUACUUAGCGCUGAAUAUGAAUAAAUUGUUUAUUUUGUAUAUGUA